UGUUCACUAGGUAGCUAGAGGCUAUAGCCAUAUUUGCAUGGCUCCAGAAAGCAUUGUGCAGCACCUUCUCAGUAGGUACUGCUUGGCACAUAUUCAGGAUCAUUUUUCACAUUUGGGGCAGAAAUUCUAUUUCAAGUAGUCCUUGUGGCCACCAAGAGACAGAGCUGAAAUUCUGGAUGUUCCCAGAUGAGAAUUGCAGGGAUGGUAGCCCCUUCUGAGAGCAUGAAAUCUGCCAGGCUUCAAGGAGGACAUGAGCACAGGUGAGAGACACAGGACCUAAGUCAAUAUUGCUCCAAAGGCCUGUGUGUGCUGUAAAAACAGAGAAACAAGAGAGUGCAACAUAAAGGCCCAUAGUGGCUGAAUGUGGAAUUCCCACCAGGGGAAGAACAUAGUUCUCUGGAUCACACCCUGAGCUCCUGGCAGCUGCAUGGGAACAUUGAUGCCAGCAAUUUAAGGAUCUUCACAUUUGCUCUCCGUGAACCAAGCUAUUGCACUCGACGUUGACAUAGCUGGUGAAGACACUCGGUGAAAGUUUCAUUGAAAAAUCAGAACCCUCAGAAAGGAGCUAGUUCUUAUUGCAAGAACUGAGGUGGUCAAGAGGUGUUACCAAAAGAGAGGCAGGGGGCAGAAAAAAGAAGAGGAGCAAGGGACUCAAGCGAGCAAGUGAGGUAGUUAAAUAGGAUUACCAAGAGGGUGGUGCUGUUUUUCACCAGCCAUGAGGGUCCUCUUGCUUUGUGUCUGCAUGAUGCUAUUGACUGUAUCCCAAUCCCUGGCUGUCAGCUUUCCUGAAGAUGAGGACCCUGUUAAUGUUGUUGACUACCAUUAUUCAAGGCAAUAUCCAGUAUUUAGAGGACGCCCUUCAGGCAAUGAAUCUCAACACAGGCUGGACUUUCAACUGAUGUUGAAGAUUCGAGACACACUUUAUAUCGCUGGCAGAGAUCAAGUUUAUACUGUAAACUUAAAUGAAGUUCCAAAAGCAGAAGUUACUCCAAGCAAGAAAUUGACAUGGAGAUCCAGGCAGCAGGACAGAGAGAACUGUGCCAUGAAAGGCAAACACAAAGAUGAAUGCCAUAACUUUAUUAAAGUCUUUGUUCCCAGGAAUGAUGAGAUGGUGUUUGUCUGUGGAACAAAUGCAUUUAAUCCUAUGUGCAGAUACUAUCGGCUGAAUACCUUAGAGUAUGACGGAGAGGAAAUUAGCGGUUUGGCAAGGUGCCCAUUCGAUGCCAGACAAACCAACGUUGCCCUCUUUGCUGAUGGAAAAUUGUAUUCAGCUACAGUAGCAGAUUUUCUGGCAAGUGAUGCUGUUAUUUAUCGCAGCAUGGGAGAUGGAUCUGCCCUCAGAACAAUAAAAUAUGACUCUAAGUGGAUAAAAGAGCCACAUUUCCUGCAUGCCAUAGAAUAUGGGAACUACGUUUAUUUCUUCUUUCGAGAAAUUGCUGUAGAGCAUAACAAUUUAGGCAAGGCUGUGUAUUCUCGUGUAGCACGCAUAUGCAAAAAUGACAUGGGUGGUUCCCAGCGAGUCCUGGAGAAACACUGGACUUCAUUUCUAAAAGCUCGGCUCAACUGUUCUGUUCCUGGGGAUUCUUUUUUCUACUUUGAUGUUCUGCAGUCUAUCACGGACAUAAUAGAAAUCAAUGGAGUCCCUACUGUUGUCGGUGUAUUCACCACACAGCUUAACAGCAUCCCUGGUUCAGCAGUAUGUGCUUUCAGCAUGGAUGACAUUGAGAAAGUCUUCAAAGGGAGAUUUAAAGAACAAAAGACUCCAGACUCUGUUUGGACAGCUGUACCUGAAGACAAAGUACCAAAGCCAAGACCUGGCUGCUGUGCAAAACAUGGCCUAGCAGAAGCUUACAAAACCUCCAUUGAUUUCCCAGACGAAACCCUAUCCUUCAUCAAAUCCCAUCCUUUGAUGGAUUCUGCCAUUCCCUCUAUCAUUGAAGAACCCUGGUUCACAAAGACCCGGGUCAGGUAUAGGCUGACAGCAAUUGCAGUAGACCAUUCUGCUGGACCCUAUCAGAAUUACACAGUCCUUUUUGUUGGCUCUGAAGCUGGAGUAGUACUUAAAAUCUUGGCAAAGACCAGGCCUUUUUCUUUGAAUGACAGCGUAUUACUGGAAGAGAUUGAAGCUUACAAUCAUGCAAAGUGUAAUGCAGAGAGUGAAGAGGACAGAAAAGUCAUUUCCCUUCAGCUGGAUAAAGAACACCAUGCUGUAUUUGUGGCCUUCUCUAGCUGCGUUAUCAGAAUACCCCUCAGUCGUUGUGAGCGUCAUGGAUCAUGUAAAAAGUCUUGUAUUGCUUCCCGAGAUCCAUACUGUGGCUGGCUAGACCAUGGGACAUGUGGAAGAGUGAAACCUGGCAUGUUGUUCUCUUUGUUUGUUUCAUACAACCACAGCACUGGAGGAUAUGAGCAAGAUGUAGAAUUUGGCAAUACAGGACAGCUUGGGGACUGCCAUGAAAUUUUGCCUACUACAGCUACACCAGAUUACAAAAUAUUUGGCGACCCAACAUCUGACAUGGAGUUCUCUUCAGCUUCCAUUACCACAAUGGCAAGUAUCCCAGUUAUAUCACCUAAAGUGAUUGGUUCCUGGAAACCUAAAGUGACUGGCUCUCGGAAAUUUGUAGUUCAAGAUGACCCAAACACUUCUGAUUAUUCUGAUCCAUUAUCAGGUGUCCCAAAGGGUGUAAGGUGGGAAGUGCAGUCAGGAGAGUCCAACCAAAUGGUACACAUGAAUGUUCUGAUCACUUGCGUCUUUGCUGCUUUUGUCCUGGGAGCCUUUAUUGCAGGAGUGGCUGUUUACUGUUACCGAGAUAUAUUUGUACGGAAAUCCAGAAAAAUACACAAGGAUGCUGAAUCGGCUCAGUCCUGUACAGACUCCAGUGGCAGUUUCGCUAAGCUGAAUGGGUUGUUUGACAGUCCUGUCAAGGAAUAUCAGCAAAAUAUUGAUUCGCCCAAACUGUAUACAAAUCUGUUGACUAGCAGAAAAGAACUGCCACCAAACGGUGAUACAAAGUCCAUGAUAAUGGACCACAGAGGACAGCCUCCAGAAUUAGCUGCACUUCCAACUCCUGAAUCCACACCAGUACUUCAGCAAAAGACACUGCAAGCUAUGAAAAGUCAGUCAGAGAAGGCACAUAAUCUGAAUGCUUCAAGAAAAGAAACCCCUCUAAAAAGCCCUCAGUUUUUCCCUUCCAGUCCCCCACCUCAUUCUCCUUUAAGUCAUGGGCAUAUUCCUAGUGCUAUUGUUCUUCCCAAUGCUACCCAUGACUACAACACCUCUUUCUCAAAUUCCAAUGCACAUAAAGCAGACAAAAAGAUGCAAAACAUUGAUCACCCUCUCACUAAACCAUCAAGCAAAAGAGACCACAGGCGAUCUGUUGAUUCCAGGAACACCCUGAAUGAUUUUCUUAAACAUUUAAAUGAAACUACUAGUAAUCCCAAAGCAAUUAUGGGAGACAUUCAAGUGGCUCACCAGACUUUAAUGCUGGAUUCAAUGGGAAAUAUGUCUGAAAUUCCCCCUAAAGUUCCUAACAGGGAGGCAUCUUUAUACUCUCCUCCAUCUACUCUUCCCAGAAAUAGUCCAACGAAACGGGUGGAUGUCCCAACCACCCCAGGAGUACCAAUGACCUCUUUAGAAAGACAGAGGGGCUAUCACAAAAAUUCUUCACAAAGACAUUCAAUAUCUGCGCUCCCUAAAAACUUAAACUCACCAAACGGUGUUUUGUUAUCCAGACAGCCUAGUAUUAAUCGUGGGGGGUAUAUGCCAUCUGCCACUGGCACAAAGAUGGACUACAUUCAAGGGACGCCAGUCAGCGUUCAUUUACAACCUUCUUUAUCGAGGCAGAGUAGUUAUACAAGCAACGGAACCCUUCCUCGUACAGGGAUAAAGAGGACACCAUCCAUAAAACCCGAUGUACCACCAAAACCUUCAUUUGUUCCUCAAACGACUUCAGUCAGACCACUGAACAAAUACAGCUACUAGGGCUUGUGUAUUCUGUUAGCGUGUGGUAUCAGCCUACCCUGGCUGUGAGAUGAUGUUGUGGGAGACUUAUAAGACAGAGACUUGCUUGUAAUUAAAGAGAACAAAGUGGCCAAAGAAACUGUCUUCACUUCAGCAACAUCUGUGUCUUGCCACAUGUAGCUACUGCAAGACAUAACGUACUUGCUAAAAAAACAAACAGAAAAACAAAAGAAAGUGCUGGUCAUUACAUUUCUUUUGUUUGGAGCUAAGGAGACAUGUAGCACAACGGGGGUGGGGGCUACUCUACCGUUCUAAAUAGUGAUAAUGUACUUGGAGAAAUCUGUAAGCAAAUACUUGAAAAAUGGGUUCCAUUUUAGACUGCCAUUAUGUGUGGUCUUCCCAUUAAAUGUGAACAUUUUGAUAUGUAUGCAUUCACCUUGCCUCUUGCACAAAUGUCAGAAAAUGGUAAUGUCUCAAUGGAUAUCUGGGUAAAUAAGUGAUUUGCUGGAAUUCAGUCUCUGGCCCAACUGUAGCAUUCUAUUUUCCCCCCCAUGCGUGGCACUUGGUUUAUGCCACAGAUAAAGCUGUGCGUGCACGUGUAUGUGAGUGUGUACCGUACACACUAGGAUGUAUUUAGAUUCCCACUGCAUCUUUUAUGCUAUGGAAUUGUUUACACUGAGCAUGACUGAACAACCAACGACUCUUCCUUCUGCAGUCCAUUGGGUUCAGUUUGGAGACAGCUAGGAAGGAACUGUGCAUCUCAGCCACCUUCCAAAGGAUAUAUACAUUGUUGAAUUAGUAACACAGUGAAAGGGUGCAAAUCUGUUAAUUCGAAAUAACUGUAUUAUGCUGCUAUUGAUUCAGAUCUGUACAUUUCAAAUCUAGUGUUUUGGGGUGGAAUGGGGGACUCUGACUGUAUUUCUACAGUUCCCCCAUCCAGUACCUGGCCACUGUGAAUUUGAGCCCCUGUUGUUCUCAUUGUGGGCAGCUAGUAAUCAAGAACACACUAGGCAAAGCCUAUCUAACGAUAAACCGUUAUACUUUUUUUGUUGCAUUUAAUAAUGUCCUACACUCUGAUAGGCUUUUGUCUGUAGAGAGGAAGAAACAUUAAUUGGCCUGGGAGAAGCAGUCUGUGAAAACUCAACAGUAGUGCAAUCAAUAUGUUUAUGUUGUGUAAUGUAUGGAUUUUCUCCAAAGUCAUGCAGGUAAUGACAAUAUUCUGUAAAUAUUAUGUGUGAGUUUACCUGAAUCUGUGCAUUUUGUGCCUUAUUCAUGCAAAUGAUAAAAGUACUAAAAUUCUGUCAAGUGCACAUCAUAUUUCCUGAGUGCCAGUUGUAAAUUCUCUCAACAAGCACCCAAAAAAAAAAAGAUAAAGCAGGAAUAAUUAAUGGUAAAUAAAGGCAGCCUACAAUCCAAAAAGACAGCAGCAUUAAAUCACCUUCCCAUGAUAAACAUUCCACUCCAGUUCUCCUAAGGAUCAAACAGUUAUAAUGUGAAAUCAAAUGAGGUUUCUAGGGUAAUGGAACACCUGCUGAAGUUGUGUAAGCCAUUUAGUAGGUUUUACAGUAUCUACUUGCAGCUGAUGUUCACCACAGAUGGCUAUUUUAGCUUGCAAACUACACACUACCACAUUGUUUACUGAACAUAACUGUAGAAAUAACCACAGCAAAGGAAUAUUCAUGAAUUAGGGGACAAAUAACUUCAACUGGUUUCUGAGACAAUGGCGAUUUAUAUUACAUGUUAGAGGGGAGAGAGAGUUAGUCUCUGAAAACUGGAUUGCUAUUACUGAACAAAUAAUAAAGGAUAGACUUAUUCUCCCCCCUCACCCCACUUUAAGGCUGUUCUUGGUAAGGAAUUUUGAGACCUCUGAAUCCAAAAAAAAAACCAAACCCUCAUCUCUUCUUAAAUGCUUCAGUCUUGAAACUAAAACACUACAGAUUAAUAACUAUUAAAAAUACUCAUUUGUCAAGUGACAAGAAACCGAUUUAAAUUCAUUUUACAAAUAUUAAUACAGACUUGUGUGAAACCGAACCAUAAAUGUAUGUGAACCCUGAUAACUUUCUGUAACAUUGUGCUGCCUUGUAGAUGGUAAUGUGAGUUCUAUCAGUAUUUAUGUUGAAAUUUCUAACAUUCAACCUAGUCUUUAUUCUGUUAAUUUAAUAAUACAGAUGCUUUAUCCAUUUGUGCAAAGGUAAACACAGAUUGUAUCUUUUUUAAUGGUACGGCAUAAAAAGUAACCCUUAAACAAAGCUGCUCUAUACUAUAGAGUACUUUAACAUGUAUAGAUAUCUUGUAAACUUGUAUUGUGGAUGUGUAAAUAAUACGUUCUUUGGGUUUUUAACACCGCAUGUAAAGUCGAAAUAAAAUAUUCAGUGUACCAGA
Messenger RNA from Alligator mississippiensis (American alligator), 6340 nucleotides. It is a transcript of the gene SEMA6D, whose product is annotated as semaphorin 6D. Gene Ontology annotation, biological process: negative regulation of axon extension involved in axon guidance; axon guidance; negative chemotaxis. The transcript has 25 exons. Gene Ontology annotation, molecular function: chemorepellent activity; semaphorin receptor binding. The record is from RefSeq and is a predicted model, not a curated record. NCBI's taxonomy places the organism in Eukaryota, Metazoa, Chordata, Crocodylia, Alligatoridae. The coding region runs from base 716 to 3979 and encodes 1087 amino acids.